This is a messenger RNA of Microplitis demolitor, 1044 nucleotides long. RefSeq lists its product as hypothetical. The coding region runs from base 1 to 279 and encodes 92 amino acids. The record is from RefSeq and is marked provisional. NCBI's taxonomy places the organism in Eukaryota, Metazoa, Arthropoda, Insecta, Hymenoptera, Braconidae. The transcript has 2 exons.
AUGAAAUCAAUGAAAGGACAAUACUGUGUUGUGAAAUUCCUAGAAAUGCUUUUCUUGGACACAGAAGAAUAUCAAGUGGUGCCAGCUACAUGGAUCGCACCAGGUGUAAAUGAGCAUCAAGUUUCAGUAAAAUUCCCGUUGAUGAACAAAACAAAACUUUUGAACGUGGUUGAAAAUAGGCAACCAGCCGGUGAAAAGUGGCUUUCAUUUCCAGCAACAACUGAAUUCAUAACGGACAAUUUCGAUCACGCGAUGCUUUAUUUAGAUUUACUUCAAUAGAAGAUUCAGCUGGAUAAUAAGAAGGAAUAAAUCGUCUCGAAGAAACGUUAAUUGGGAAUAAAUAACGAUCGCCCCUUCAAGCAAAGAUUGAAUCCACAGAAAAUGAAAGCUGAUUUUCUAAAUUUAUCGACAUGUUUACUAUUACAGUUUGAUUUGUACUGUUGUUGUUUUAUUUCAUUGGAUAGUCUAGUAUGAGUCAUUUCAAACGCGGUCAAUAACCAUUUGAUAAGAUAGAGUUAAUUGAUCUAUUAGAGCCAUUAAAAUUUUUAUUGCGCAAAUAAAAUAGUCCAGACAUCAAUUGCCACGAUAUUUGGGUCACACUAAAAAUAAUAUCUUUAUCUUAUGAAUGACUAGUGCGCAUUAGUUGUUAUUUGCUCUAAUUUUGAGUAAAUUCCGCACUAUACCUUGAUACUACUUUACCCUAACCCCACUUUUCCAUUUCUCUACUCGUCUAGCUGACCAUACAAAUUGGCUACCUUACUACUUUGUCUCCCAUUUACUUACGAUGGUUCGAUCAGUAUUGAUGGAAAGGUCCUCAUAAAAUCCAGCUGAUAUAGUUGGUCACUUUUCUACAAACCUCCCUCGAGAUUAUGCGGCUCUCUUGUUCCCGAGCCAAGUUUCGAAUCCAAGCUCGCAGAGUGACAAACUCACGUCCUGUUGACUCACCCACUUUUCAGACAUCGCAGUCUAACACUAUGUUUGAUGUUCAAAAUUAGGACUAAUUCUAUCAAAUUAUUGUCUUCUAGUUUCAUAUUUGAUUAAAGU